Labeo rohita (rohu) is the source of this 2579-nucleotide messenger RNA. RefSeq names its product guanine nucleotide-binding protein subunit alpha-12-like. The record is from RefSeq and is a predicted model, not a curated record. Gene Ontology annotation, molecular function: G-protein beta/gamma-subunit complex binding; D5 dopamine receptor binding; GTPase activity. Gene Ontology annotation, biological process: adenylate cyclase-modulating G protein-coupled receptor signaling pathway; Rho protein signal transduction. The coding region runs from base 193 to 1260 and encodes 355 amino acids. Gene Ontology annotation, cellular component: brush border membrane; heterotrimeric G-protein complex. The transcript is spliced from 4 exons. NCBI's taxonomy places the organism in Eukaryota, Metazoa, Chordata, Actinopteri, Cypriniformes, Cyprinidae.
ACUGACGGCUUAGCCAACGUUCCGUGGGCGUGACGUCUGAGGCUGAGACUAAUGAUAAUGUGACGUCUUUGGACACGGCUGUGGCUUCCGACGCCACCUGAAGCAGGCUGCUGCGAGUAAACUGAAAAUUAAAGUACUUGACGCUUGAACUUGAGCGCGUUUGAACCACAAGGAGGACAUUUUUGUGGAACAAUGUCUAGAGCGCUAAACAAUCUGUGUGAGUGCUUUCUGCCGUACAGAUCGGGUGCGCGGCGGAGAAGCCGUGAGAUUGAUGCCAUGCUGAAACGAGACCGGCGAGAGCCGAUGGUCAUCUUACUGACAGGCUCGCAGUACGCCGGAACAACAAAUGUCCUCAGACAAAUGCGUCUUAUUAACGGACCAGUGUUCAACCACAAAGAGCUGCUUGAAUUCAGAGAAGCAAUUUAUAACAACAUCAUAGAGGGUAUGCUAGUUUUGAUUCAAGAAAGAAAUAAGUUGGGCAUUCCUUUGCAAAACUCACCCAAUGAGAAGCAUGAAAUGUUAUUUAGUUCUUAUCAUUGGCUUAUGAAGUUGGAGCCCUGUACAUUUCAGCCUUAUGUUGAAGCUAUUGAUUCUCUCUGGAAGGAUUCUGGGAUUCAGGAAGCUCAUCGAAGGAGGAGCAACUUUGAGUUUUAUGAAUCAGUAAAGUACUACUUUGACAACAUUCAUCGUAUUGGCAAACUGAACUACUUACCACACAAUCAGGACGUUAUUUAUACACGAAACAGGACAACAUUUGAAGAAAGGUAUUUAGUGCUCCGUGAUAGCCCUUUCUUGUUAGCAGAACCCUUUAUCUGGAAAGCUGUUUUGCGGCGUAGGCUCCAUCUAUACAAAAUCCAGAUGCCACUCCUCUUUAUCAUUGGAUGCAGUGAUUAUGACCGAACCGGUCAUGAGGACAACUGCCUGGUUGCAUCGUUGAAUGAUUUUGAGCUCCUCUGCAAUCACAAGAGCUUCCUCAACAGCACCAUCAUCAUCUUCUUUAACAAAAUGGAUCUGCUGACAGAAAAAGUACAGACUGCAGAUAUCCGGAAGCAUUUUCCUGAGUUCCAAGGUGAUCCCCAAAAGCUGGAGGAUGUGCAGGAAUUCUUGAUUCAAAGCUUUCAAAAGAGGAAAUGGAAUAACAGCAGGCAGAUUUUCUAUCACAUGACCACUGCUGUGGACACAGAGAAUAUUCAGACUGUCUUCAACACUGUUAAGAACACAGUAAUGGACAGGAACCUCAAAGAAAUUCCAUUCCUGUAAGUUUUUAAGCUCCUCACCAUGGCUGAUAAACUGCAGAUCAGGGAAAGGUGAACACACAACAAUCCACCUCUUAAUGGCCUGAAAUGUUUUCUUCAUAACCUUGGAAAUCACAGAAAGCUUAAAGUAAAUAAGGGGUUUCAACAACCAAUCAGCUUUGAAGGGAAAAAAAUCUGAAACAGCUAAUGUUAGUAACAUGCAGUACACAAAUACUGUGCAAUGGGAAUAAGCCUGAAAAUGGCCUUUGACUCCACUGAUUGUUUCCUAUGGUUAAUGCGUGAUUACCAACAGGAAAUUGUAGACACUGGGAGUUAUGUAGCAUUCAUGAAAACCCUUGGACAAAAGGUCUUCGAGCAUUUCGCACCUUUUUCAUCAAGCUUCCUUCGGCUUGAUGAAAGUGGCUUUUGGCAACAGGAUAUGAUUUUUCCAUACCAGCUGGACCCAACAUGUGUCAGUACAUCAUUUGAACAGUUAACUGAUUUUCAGCAAAGGAAAAAAAGCAGGUUGAACAUUAAAGAUUAAAAGCUUUAAUUGCAUUUAUUUAAUUAUGAAUGAAUAAGGGACAUGUUAUAGCCCAUUUAACUUUAAAGGUAAUUAAAAAGAUGAUAAAAAAUACAUCAUUCUUGUUUUAAAAACCACCAAACAGCUUUUUAAGCCUAAUCCAUAUACCCAAUCCAUAUCUAUAACUGUACAUCAGUUCAUAUACAGAGAAAAAACAGUUGCAACAUUGUUUGACCUGAUCAACUAGAAACAGGACAAAUAAACCAAAAAGCCAUCUUGCAUUAAAAGAGGUUUAAAGGGUCAAGAAUCUAGGUUAGGAUCAUAAAAAAAUGAGUCUGGGUUUACCAUACAAUAAAAGUUUCAAUCUGGCUUCAAAUAAAUGUUUAAAUAUGUAAACAAACUGCUUUUGUACCAUUACAGAAUGAUGGAAUUUGCAAAGUUACUGUUAUUUUUAGCACAAACGUUGUGAGAAUGCAACCUCAACCUGCCUGUUUGUCAACUUUGUGUAUCCUUAAUAUCUACUAAGUCAAAGACUGUGAAUGCGAAAAAUGAGAAUAUACCAAUAUACCAACUUUCUGGGAUAAACAGCAAAAGACACACACACACACACACAGUAUUUUUGCAUGUGGCCUUGAAGUAAUCCAGGGGCCAAAAAAAACAUUCUAUUAUUUAUUAGUUGGUAUAGGCUAAUAUAACAUGUAUGUCAUGCUUUAUCUUAUUCGUUUUUGUUAAUAAACAUUGUCAUUGUAGCCUGUUUUAUUGUCGUUGUGCUUUUAAUAAAGAAUAGGCUACCAAUGAAUCCAUCUUGUGUUUUAGUCUUA